Messenger RNA from Effrenium voratum, 1031 nucleotides. Lineage: Eukaryota; Dinophyceae; Suessiales; Symbiodiniaceae. The record is from the annotation of a GenBank genome assembly.
AGCCGUCUCAGCGGCGGUAAAUCAGACUUGUAGAGAGCCGGUGGAGGAAUCGUCCCGGCAUCAUGAUGGGCAAACAGGAGGCUUCCGCGGGGGUGUCCUUCACUACGGACCUGUCCAACAUUGGCAGCGGCAGGCACUCCCGGCUCUUCAACACUUCGCAGGGUGGCGUUCUGGCAGAGGAGCGGCGUCUUAUCGACAAAGUGUUCAGCAUCGUUGACAAGGACAACUCGGGCCAGGUGGACAUCGAGGAGCUCAAGGGCAUGUUCAAGCUCUUCAACGUGGAGGCCAGCUUUCUGGACACUGCCAUUAGCAGGAUCAUGUCCAACGUCGACAAGGACUUGGACUACAUGAUCUCGCCGCAGGAGUUCUACCAGCUUCUGUCCCAAAAAUUCGAGAAGGACGACCCCAAAGAGGAGAUCAUGUCUGUCUUUCGGCGGAUGGACAAGAACGGCGAUGGGCACCUGGACGUGGACGAGUUGCACGAGGUGGCCACCAUGCUGGGUGAGAACAUUCCCAAGUCGGAGAUCAAGGAGAUGAUCAAGCUGUUCAACAGGACGUAUCAGGAAGACCUGAAGAAGCAUGCCAAGGAGAAGCGUCAGAAUCGAUCAUCGAAGGAGCCUGCGGUACCCGUGAGCAUCACGGGGGAUGACUUCUACGCGGUGAUGCAGGAGGAGCUCUAGCGGGUCGCGCCUAUGCGACUCGCCUUUGAGCCACCCUGAGCAAAUGCUGACGUGUAGCGUAUUUUGCAGAGUGAGCUGCCAGGCAUCAACGCCUUUGCUUGCAUCAGCUGAAUACUCAGUCCACUCACUUGGUUAGGAGCACCACUCGAAUGCGUGGUCUUGGUGUGGGACAAAAAGGCUCACAUCAGCCAAACGCACGGUCCCAGUGUCACCCUCUCCAAUUUGCUGUGUGGCACACUGGACUCCCCGCAAAGACGGUGGGAAUCAGGCUGCCCCGGGAAACACAACCCUCUCGCAGAUUGCUGCCUGCUCGCGCGAUCUGGCCCCGCCCGACGUUUUUCUCCAUGAGGC